Molecule: messenger RNA, 5039 nt
Organism: Cryptomeria japonica (Japanese cedar)
Lineage: Eukaryota; Viridiplantae; Streptophyta; Pinopsida; Cupressales; Cupressaceae
Exons: 27
Coding region: 337-4428 (1363 amino acids)
Source: RefSeq, a predicted model, not a curated record
UUGAAGGAAAAAUGAAAAAAAAAUCGCGGGCCUAACUCACAAAAUUAGAGUCCCUCGACAUCCUUCCCCCAAUUUUAUUAUCGAUUGUUUAUAUUCUGCCGAAUCAAAGCUCGAAAGAACAAGGACACUUGCGAGACUCGUUAUCAUCUUCGUAUAACAAUUUCUCAGGAUUCAAACCCUCGUAACAAUCCAACGCUCUUGAAAAAUAAAAGAGAAAGUCUUCCGGCGAAUGGCAGUUCUGAGCUAAUUCUUUUCGCGGGCAUGCCAAAUUUGGGGACAUCGAUAAAUGAAAAAAGAUUCUUCUCCAACUUCAUUUGGCGAGCAUUUUAGCGGGGGAUGGAAAUGGUGGGAAUGAUGGCGGGGAAGAACUCCCAUCUACUCUCUCUGCUAAACGUUGCUGAAAAUCAUGCAGAAGCAGGUCCAAGGAUCGAAUCCCUUAAACACGUCAAGGACAUUUUGCUACUUCAAAGGGAGAGGGACCCCGCUUUGUUACAAGAGUUUGUGGCUCAUUUGCCCGAUCUGCAGACGGCGCCUUUUAGUUCCGUGCGGAAAUAUUUAGCCGAGAUGAUACAAGAGAUUGGUUUGAAGAAUAUGGAACACUUGUCUGCGAUGCUUCCAGUUUUGUUGACAUUGUUAAAAGAUGAUGUACCAGCUGUUGUCCGUCAGUCUAUUGCCAGUGGAACAAAUUUGAUUCGAAAUGCUUUGGAACUAGUUUCCCUUCAGGUUAGUUAUUCAGGAAAAUUGGACAAGUGGCUUGAGGACUUAUGGUCAGAGAUGGUGAAAUUUAAAGAUGCAGUAUACCCAUUUGCCUUUCAGCCUGGAUCAGAUGGAGUAAAAUUGCUAGCAGUAAAAUUUGUUGAAAUAACAAUUUUACUUUUUACACCUGAUUCAAAUGGAUCUCAGCCACCGUUGACCCAGCAAAAUACUGAUGGCAAGUCAAGAAGUUUUAAUAUAUCAUCGUUGGUUGGAGAACGUCCAUUUCUUGAUCAAGCAAUGCUAGGCCAGGAAGCUAGCAAGAACUUGGGGCUUAUGUUAGAGCAGUUGCGAUCUCCUGAUGUCACAAUGCUUCAGAGUUCUGUGGUCAUUGUUCUUAUCAACAGUCUUGCAGCAAUUGCGAAGAAAAGGCCAGCACUAUGUGGGCGUAUCAUGCCAGUAUUGCUUGGUUUUGAUCCUAACACUGAAGCUGGAAGAGGGGGUCAAGUUGCAAGUGUACUACAUGCUCUCAAGACUGCAUUUCUUGGAAUCCUGAAGUGUACACACCAUGGGGCAAUGCCGUGGCGGGAUCGCUUGCUGACAGCUUUGCGAGCAAUGAAUGCUGGAGAAGUAGCAGAACAAGCCCUUCGCCAAGUUGACAGGAUGCUAAGAAAUGCUGAACGUGCAUCCCGUGAUCCACGGUUUACGAAGGAAGAAAGGUCAGCGAUGAGUUUAUAUGGUGUAGAGACAGUCAAGAAGAGGCCUAUAGUUCAUGAUAAUGGCAGCUCGGGUGACAUUGACGAGAUGCCUGGAAAAAGAUUGCGAUCUACUCUGCAAAAUUUACCAACAGUGCAGUUGCCUCAAACAACUAGCAGUACAAUGCAGGAUAAUGGUCCUUCAAAUGGGGUAUCAUCACUUGAUGGUCAAAUGAAUCCAGUACAACAGAUGAUUACCAUGAUAGGUGCACUGCUGGCAGAAGGAGAAAGAGGCGCCGAAUCACUUGAGAUCCUCAUUUCAAAAAUUCAUCCGGAUUUGCUUGCCGAUAUAGUAAUUGCUAAUAUGCAGUAUCUACCUGCAAGUCCUCCACCUGUUUCUAACAGGGUUGUUAAUCUUUCAGCAUCCACAGGUUUACAAGCAAAUACAUCAGGUAAAGUAUCACAAGCCACAUCCCUAUCAACAAACAUAUCACAAGCAACAGCUUCACAAUCUAUUGUUUCUCAAGCGAUGCCGUCAUCUAGUAGUACAUCUCAAACGAGUCCAUCUACAAGCAUCUUGAACUCAUCUGCAGUAGAUGUGGCUAUGCCCCAACAAGUGCCUCUAGAUGUUCGGCGUGAUCCUCGGAGGGAUCCUCGGCGUAUGGACCCUCGACGUAUGGCAAUCCCUGUUGGUGUAUCAUUAUCAUCUGCGAAGGCAGAAGACACACGUGUGAAAACUUCUAGUCCAGUUGUAGCCACAUCUGUAAUUUUGCCUGUAACAAAGAGUGAAAGUGUUUCUGCUAGUACAGUGGGGCAUGUUGAAUCUACUCUCUUACACCUGAAUGAUUCCAAUCCCAUGGAAAUAAAGACAGGAAACAUGGAGGAAGUUCAUGAUUUGUCUCCAGAGUUGGCAACACCUACACCAGUAGUUGCAGGAAGCAUUUCUGUUAACACUGGGGCAGUAGAACUUCUGCCAUUGAGGAGUGCUACAACUGUAGAAUCUGAGUCAAGAAUGGAAGUGGAUUCUUGUGCAGAAACAAAUCUGUCUUCUUCUGAUGUAUCAUCUACUACGACUUCAGAAGCUCCCAUGCCACAGUUAACAAUGGUGCAGCCAUACAUAAAUCUGACAGAGGAACAGCAAGCUUUCUUAAGUAAGAUGGCAUUCACCCGUAUAGUUGCAGCAUACAACCAAGCAGGUACUGCAGGUGGUGGGGAUUUGCGACGAGCACUGCUAGCACUGUUAGUUGCUCAGUGUGAAACAGGUAAUGAUGCGGUGGGAGUCCUGCAGAAGCAUAUAGUGGCAGAUUAUCAAAAUCAUAAGGGGCAUGAUCUCACGUUGCAUGUUCUCUAUCAUCUAUAUGAACAGAUUGUGUCUCAACCAAAGGAACUCGUUUCAUCUGAAGUUGCUUCAUCAGUUUAUGAAAAGUUUCUUCUUGCUGUGGCUCAAGCUCUGCGGGAUUCCCUGCCACCUUCUGACAAAUCGUUGAGCAAAUUGCUGGGUGAAGCACCUUUUCUGCCUGAAUCAGCUUUGACAUUGCUAGAAGGCCUGUGUAAUCCGGGUACAUCCGAUCAUCAUGAGAAGGAUAUGGUUAAUGGGGAUCGGGUAACUCAAGGUCUAGGUGCUGUUUGGAGCCUAAUUUUACUGCGACCACUCACAAGGAAUGCCUGUUUAAAUAUUGCUUUGCAGUGUGCAGUACAUGAUCUGGAUGAAGUACGAGCAAAGGCCAUACGUCUGGUAGCUAAUAAGCUUUAUCCCCUUGACUACAUUUCACAAAAUAUUGAGCAGUUUGCUACAAAGAUGCUGCUAUCAGUAGUUGAUGCUCAACAGGUUUCAGGUGGCACACAUGAUUCUUCAGCAAGUGAUGAAACAUGUUCUAGAAUAAAUAAGGAAAAUGUUCAGAAGAAAAUGCCAAAUGGAGAAGAAUCUGUAACAGAAGGAAAAGCGUUUACCAUAGAAAACACUGCUGAAAAUGAUUCACAGCAGGUUACUCGACAUGCAUCUACAGUGUCUAUGGCAAAAGCACAACGUUGCAUGUCACUGUACUUUGCUCUUUGUUCAAAGAAGCAUGGACUUCUUCAGAAGGUUUUCAUUAUUUAUGGACAAGCACCAAAGGCUGUGAAACAGGCAGUCCAUCGGCACAUUCCUACCCUUGUACGGGCCAUUGGUUCCUCAUCAUCUGAAUUGCUUGAAAUCAUCUCUGAUCCUCCACAUGGGAGUGAAAGUAUUCUUAUGCAGGUCUUGCAUAUUUUGACAGAAGGGACAACCCCUUCUAAGGACCUGAUUGAGACUGUCAAACAGCUAUAUGAGACCAAACUAAAGGAUGCAGGAAUUCUAAUUCCGAUGUUGUCAUCAUUAUCAAAAGAUGAGGUUUUGCCCAUUUUUCCUCGACUUGUUGAUCUUCCACUUGACAAGUUCCAAAAUGCACUUGCUCGGAUUUUACAGGGUUCCGUUCAUACAGGUCCUGCAUUGACACCAGCUGAAGUUUUGAUUGCAAUCCAUGGAAUUGAUCCAGAAAAAGAUGUGAUACCUUUGAAGAAGAUAACAGAUGCAUGCUCUGCAUGCUUUGAGCAGCGCACUGUUUUUACCCAGCAAGUUCUGGCCAAAGUCUUAAAUCAACUGGUUGAACAGACUCCCCUGCCUCUGCUCUUUAUGCGCACGGUUAUUCAAGCAAUUGGAGCUUUCCCUUCUCUGGUAGAUUUUGUAAUGGAGAUACUGUCUCGGUUAGUAAGCAAACAGAUCUGGAAACUGCCCAAAUUGUGGGUGGGGUUCUUGAAGUGUGCAUAUCAGACAAAGCCCCAUUCAUUUCAUGUGCUUUUACAGUUGCCAGCACCACAACUUGAAAAUGCCCUAAACAGACAUCCUACUCUGAGAGCUCCUCUUGCUUCUUAUGCCAGCCAACCCAACGUCCGGUCUACACUUCCCAGGACAACACUUGUGGUUUUGGGCCUUGCUCAGGAUAACCUGCCUGUUAUUUCAAUUUCCUCAACCCCACAGUCUACUGAUGCAGGUGCCUCUGGAAAGAUGACAAAAGACACAUGAGUAUUGAGGUUUUGCGGUUACCAGAUGAAGCUUUCUCUUGUUUGAAAUGAUCUUCAUGCAGUGUGGUUGAAGAUUUGGAAGUCAUUUAUCAAGAUGAUUAAUUAUUCGUGGAUUAUUCCUGCAUAUGCUGCCAGGCAAAUUGAUCUGUUCUUCAGAAGGUUCCAGCAAGAAAUGUAGAUGCGUUCAUUGUACAGACUUUGUAGAGCAGAUUUUAUGUGACAAAUGGUUGAGAUCGUCUUAAGCUUUCGAAGUGACAUAUCAAGUGUGAGCCUCUCAUCAAAAAGCCAAGUCACAAGGGUAUUCCAACAGGGUAAACAUAAUCGUAGAAUACAUUUUAAUGAGGUAGAUUGUUGAAAGAACAUGGGACUUGGCUCUGUUUGUGGAAGCAUGGGCAGAAUCAGGUCAAUUUUACCUUGUUCUACAUUCAAAAGGUUUCUGGUUGACACGCAGUCAUCACCGAGGGAAAUUAUUUACCACAGCCAGAUCUUAUCUAUGGAGUCUGUACAGCUUGCAGGGACCUGGCUCUGCUUCAUGUUUCUUAAAAAAAUAUGCAGGCAGAUGCAUGUACAAUAACAGUAAACAACACUAAAAAUGAAAUUGAUUUCUUUGCA